AUGACGUUGUAUACUUAUACAAUUAGAUGGCCAUUGAAAGAUGAAAACAUUCAUUCUAUUCAAAUAACUGGCAAUUUUGACAAUUGGUCAAGAUCAUUACCUACUAUCAAGUCGACCAAAGAAUAUUUGCAAGAGAUAAAAUUGGAAUCUAGACAAGAUGUUGUGUUCAAGUUCAUUAUUAAUGAUGACCAAUGGAUUGUCAAUGAUCAAUUUAAAGUGACUCAUGAUGAACAUGGCAAUUCUAAUAAUAUUAUUUACGCUGAUGAGUUGGUUGAGGAAGUUGAUAAGGAGAACAAAGCAAAUACAGGCGCCACAAGUGAAUCCAAAGAUAAAGAAAAUGCACCGGAGUCAAGUUUAUCUGAGACAACUGUUGCUCUCAAACCUGAAGCUAAAUCUGCAUCCAAACCAAUUGCUCUCAAAAAUGACAAUGAUGCCAAUGAUCUACCAGAACCAACUAUUCAGAAAGAGCAACCUAAAUCAACAGAACAACAUGAAAGUUUAGAAGCAAUUGGUAUUGAAGAUCACGAAAGUUUUGUUGAGCCCGUGGUAUCUCUGAAAUCCCCAUCGAAAUCAAUCAUUACUGAGGAUGAUAUUAUUUCUGACAUUGAUUCGCACGGUGACAAUGUUCCUAAGAAGUCAGGCGACCUUCCACAACCAUCCUCAACUCAACAGACAUUGAAUCAGGUUUUAACUCCGUCCUCGUCUUUUGCAGCUGUUUCGUCACCUCCAGUUUCCUCCGAUUACGAACACCUCGAUACAAAACACGAGGACCAAGAAACUGAAUACAACACUGCCGCUAAUUCUGGAGUUUCCACCGACACCCAAGGAAAUGAGAUAGUUAGUACAUUCCAAGAAAAUAAGCCAGUCAAACCAGUAUUAUUGCCCCAUGAUUCUGAAUCUACUCUUGAAAGAACUGGUAGUGAAACUAACACAAACAACAAUAACUCACCUCGUAUCCCUGGACAUUAUCCAUCUAGUCCUGAACACAAAUCAUCAUCAACAGCCUCAUUACAAUCUGGCAAUAACGCUGGUGAAAAUGACUCGCAAUAUACGGGCAAGCGUGAAAGCUUGAUAUCCAGGUUGAGAAAUUUAUUUAGAUAA
Candida albicans SC5314 is the source of this 1101-nucleotide messenger RNA. RefSeq lists its product as uncharacterized. NCBI's taxonomy places the organism in Eukaryota, Fungi, Ascomycota, Pichiomycetes, Serinales, Debaryomycetaceae. The transcript has 2 exons. The record is from RefSeq and is a predicted model, not a curated record. Gene Ontology annotation, cellular component: cytoplasm; nucleus; nucleotide-activated protein kinase complex. Bases 1 to 1101 code for a protein of 366 amino acids. Gene Ontology annotation, molecular function: protein kinase binding. Gene Ontology annotation, biological process: signal transduction.